Molecule: messenger RNA, 1393 nt
Organism: Eruca vesicaria subsp. sativa (arugula)
Lineage: Eukaryota; Viridiplantae; Streptophyta; Magnoliopsida; Brassicales; Brassicaceae
Source: the annotation of a GenBank genome assembly
AGAGAUUCCAAGAAAAUUUACAAAGAGAAACAAAAUGACGAUGAAGAAGCUUUUGAUGAUCUCCUUCUCUCUAACGUCUCUCCUCUUCUCAUUCUUUUACAUCAUCCCCACAACCACAACUCUCUUCACUUCUUCAAAGAUCCCCACUACAUCUCUUGAAUCCAACCAAAACUCCAACUCUACACUCCCUUCUUUCGCCUACCUAAUCUCUGCCUCCAAAGGCGACGUUGUUAAGCUCAAACGCCUCCUCAGAUCUCUCUACCACCGUAGAAACCACUAUUUGAUCCACCUAGACCUCGAGGCGCCUGAAGAGGAGCAUUUGGAGAUGGCUAGGUUCGUGGCGGGAGAGCCUCUGUUUCAGCCCGAGGGUAAUGUAAUGAUCGUAGGUAAACCGAAUCUUGUUACUUACAGAGGACCAACGAUGCUUGCGACGACGCUUCACGCAAUGGCUUUGCUCUUGAGAUGUUGUCGGUGGGAUUGGUUCAUUAAUCUUAGUGCUUCUGAUUAUCCUCUAGUCACACAAGACGAUCUGAUCUAUGCUUUUUCUGAGUUGCCUAGAGAUCUCAACUUCAUUCAGCACACUAGCCGGUUGGGAUGGAAAAUGAACAAAAGAGGGAAACCAAUAAUAAUAGAUCCAGGGCUUUAUAGCCUCAACAAGUCAGAGAUUUGGUGGGUUAUCAAACAACGUAGCCUCCCUACUUCUUUCAAGCUCUUCACAGGGUCAGCUUGGACAUUCCUAUCAAGACCAUUUUCAGAGUAUUGCAUAAUAGGUUAUGACAACUUACCAAGAACCCUCCUUCUAUACUACACCAACUUCGUUUCUUCUCCUGAAGGCUAUUUUCAGACACUCAUAUGCAACUCGGAUGAGUUCAGGAACACGACCGUGAACCAUGACCUUCACUACAUCGCGUGGGACAAUCCACCAAAGCAGCAUCCCAAGACUCUAGGGAUAAGGGAUUACAGAAAGAUGGUAAUGAGUAACAGACCGUUUGCAAGGAAGUUUAAGAGCAAUGACCCGGUUCUCAAUAAGAUAGAUCGAGAGAUCCUGAGAAACAAACAGAAGCGUGGGUCAAAACCUGGUCUUGGUCCGGGAGCUAGGAGGUUGAAGAGUUUACUAAUGAGGCUUAUGUUGAGAAGAAACUUUGUCAAGAGACAAUGUAGAUAGGAAGUGUGAGCUAUGUGCUACAUUAUAUAUGGAGAUACCUUUGAUCAUAUUCUUUCUUGUUUUGUUUUCGGUGUUUAUUAUAUAGUGAUCAUAAGGAAAAUUUUAGAUAAAAUGUUGGGGGAUGAAUUUGGUUUUGGACUUCCAAACCAUUAUAAUAUUUUAGAAUUUCCGAUGGACUAGGUUGUGAGACUCCAUGUUAUACGCGUUUGACCAAUCUUUGAUCUUUGU